Molecule: messenger RNA, 2899 nt
Organism: Poecile atricapillus (Black-capped chickadee)
Lineage: Eukaryota; Metazoa; Chordata; Aves; Passeriformes; Paridae
Gene: RNF128
Product: ring finger protein 128
Exons: 7
Coding region: 115-1599 (494 amino acids)
Biological process (GO): ubiquitin-dependent protein catabolic process
Cellular component (GO): endoplasmic reticulum; cytoplasm; Golgi apparatus
Molecular function (GO): ubiquitin protein ligase activity
Source: RefSeq, a predicted model, not a curated record
GAGUCAUCGCUUUUGACAGGUGGUACGGGCGGGUGGCCCUCCGCAUAUCCUCCGGAGAAACGUGGCUUGGGGGCGCACUGCGCCCGGAGAGAAUAUAGCGAGGGGGACGCCCGGAUGCGCCCCCCCCACAGCACUGGCGGGCUGCAGCGCACGGCGUACGCUCCCCGGGCAGCGGCGGGGGUUCACUCCCGGCGGGGUUCCCGCGGCGGCGGGCGGUGCUGCGGUGCGCGGUCCCGCGCGAUGCUGGGGGCGUGCCGCGAUGUAGGCGGCCCCGCUCCUCCCCCGACAGCCGCGGCGGCAUUAGGCGGUGGGGCGGCUGGGCUGGGCUGUGUAGAGAUGCUGUCUGGGGCUGCGCUGCUGGCGCUGGCUGCGUUACUUUGCGCCGUCCCGCCGCCAGGUCUCCGCGGGGCGGCGGUGGCAGCGGCAGCAGCGGCGUGGACCGCAUGGCUGAACGUGUCAUGGGAGAACGGCGGGAACCGUAACCGGAGCGGCUGGGAGGCGGGGGAGAGCGGCCUGUACGGGUUGGACUCGCCCCUGCAGUCGGCCGAGGGGCUUCUAGUGCUGCCCGACAGCCCCGACACCUUCAAUGCCUGCAGCGCACACACCAACUUCAGCGGGGCCCCGCCGGCCGGCGGCUCCCCGGGCUGGCUCGCCCUCAUCCAGCGCGGCGGCGGCUGCUCUUUCGCCGACAAGAUCCGCCUGGCCGCCGAGCGCGGCGCCGCCGCCGCCGUCAUCUACAACUACCGCGGCACCGGCAACGAGGUGCUGCCCAUGUCCCACCACGGUGCUGAAAAGAUCGUUGCAAUUAUGAUUGGCAACCUGAAAGGCAUGGAAAUCCUGCACCGCAUUCAGAGUGGCAUGAAAGUCACCAUGGUCAUUGAAGUGGGAAAAAAGCACAGUCUUUCCGUGAAUAUCUUCACCAUCCUCUUCAUCUCUGUGUCAUUUUUUGUUGUGGCAGCAGCAACUGUGGGUUGCUAUGUCUCUUAUUCUGCUCGGAGACUCAUUAUCGCAAGGGCCCAGUCCAGGGAGCAGCGGCAGCUGAGGGCCAAGGCUAAGAAGGCCAUUGAACAGAUGAAAUUGCGCACCCUGAAGGAAGGGGACAAGGAAACUGGUCCAGAUGGAGAUUCCUGUGUUGUGUGCUUUGAGCAGUACAAGCCAAAUGAUGUCAUGCGUGUUCUGACUUGCAACCAUGUUUUCCACAAGACUUGUAUUGACCCCUGGCUUCUGGAACAUGGGACGUGUCCUCUGUGCAAAUGUGACAUCCUCAAAGUGCUGGGUGUUGAGAUGGAUGUAGAACCACGGUCUGAGCCUGUGCAAGCCCCAGGAUCCAGUGGUCAAAGACCUCUAUCCACUGUCACUAUAGUUAAUGAAGAGGACAAUCUUAGUGAAACAGCAUCAUCUGGAUAUGAUUCUGUGCAGGGACCAGAUGAAUCUGCUCAGGAGGCACACACACCAUUAGAAAAUCACAACAUGCAUCCUACAAGUGAUGAAUCCCAGCUCUCCACUGUGACUGUUCUUUCACACGGUGACAACCCAAGUUUUGAAGGAGAUGAUACACAAGUUUGUGAAGGCAGGAUUGUUUGUGAAGUCACGUUCUAAGAACAGGCCCAGCCACAUGGUGCAAAUCUUCUGCAAGGAGCUGCCUACUGCCAUUCCAUAUGAACCAAAAGUUGCAAGACUGUUGCAGAAAAUACUGCACUGGCAAUGUUUAGAUAAAUAGACUUGUCCCAAUCAUAACUGUAUGGUUUGCCUUUCUUAAAACUUUAUUUUCCACGGGAGUCUUAACACUCUCCAGAUAAAGCUGUGUUGAAUAUAUAGAAAACCAGCAGAUUUUAACUAAAACAAAAAUUUCAUCUUUAGCAAAGCUUCUCUACCAUGUUUGAGUUGUUUAAGUGAGAAGAUUUUUUAUGUCAUAGUUUCUCCACUGGGAAUCAUUUUGAGUUGGAUAUUUUUGUUGUUUAUUAUUUUCAUUCAAGUGGAUUUUCAUUGUAAAGAAAUUAAUUUUGAUCUGUUCUAAUACUUGCUUAUAAGACAGUUUUGUUUAAAGAAACAUGGUAGUUAGUGUUUCAGUGCACUAAUUUGAUAGGAGAAAGUGCAAACUAAUGCUUGUCAAACUGGAUUUUGUCCACGAAGUCUUUGGCUGUCUAGUAACUGACUGAUUCUCUACCUCUCAACUCCAACCUGCCAACCACACAUUCCUAAAGGGGAAGAAAAGAGAGCUGAAAACUUACAGGCCAAAUCUGACUUACUGUAAAGGGAACAACUGCAGGAAUUUUUCAAGCCUUGUUAACAUUAAUCUGUUAGUCUGAAAAAUCCUCAAGUGAUCUGAGGAGCUAUAACCAUCUCUAGCACCAGCAAUAUGCCAGAGUCCUGGCUAUGUGGGAGUCUGGGAUGGCUUCAGGAAAGACUCAGCCGAAGAUGAAAAGAUAGAUUGCUUCCUCUUCUUUUACAGAAAGGAUCUGUUGUGUUUUGUUCAGAAAUGAUCCUCUGAAAAAUGCUGGACUGCUGCUGUUCAUUGCCUUGCUCAAAUGCACAAGCUGCAGGGAGAGCCGAUGUCCUGUGAGUGUAACAGAGGACUGGAGAAUCUGUCCUCUGUGUGGAGUUGAGAUGGGGUCAAGUAGGAACACUGGGUGCCUCAACAGUGAUUUGGCCUUGUCCAGUGAAGGUAACUAAGGACAUCUUAUAAAUGCACUUUAUUUUUUUACCUCUGCACCUUUGACUAGUUUCUAUUGUUUAGUAGGAUUUUGUCUUAGAGCUUCCAAUAAAUAACUUAAGAAUCUGGGGGGAAAAGCAAUGCAUUAUCUUAGCUAUAGUACAAAUUAAAUGUUUGCUCAUAUUUCAUAAUUUGUAUUGAAUUUUAAUAUGGAAAUGUAAAUAAAACUAUUUUUGAUUAUCCUGA